AUGCCCAUCCCCGACAUGACAAGAGUUAUCACUAAUGAAGAAGUCGACCAGGCGACGAAACUCGCUCCGCCAUUUUCGAUGCCCUGUCUGCUCCCAGAUGGGAAAACGGUACUCAAAUCCGGCGACACGGUCCGCGAGGCCGAGGCCAACACCAUGAAGUUUGUGAGCAAGCACACAAGCAUCCCGGUCCCGGAAGUACACAACGUCUACCGAGAUGCCAAUUCCGGCCAUGUCUGUAUAGUCAUGGAGUAUGUGGAGGGCGACCGACUAGACAACGUGUGGGAGGGCCUCACUGCUGAAGACAAGGAUGCCAUUCUGUUCCAGCUCCGCGGCUACCUCACACAGCUUCGACAGUUAAAAGGCGCGUUCAUCGGUACGGUCGACGGUUCUGGAUGCAACGACCAAUUCUUUUCAAUGGACGACGUGGAACACGGCCCCUAUGCCAACGAGGCCGCAUUCAAUGAGGCCCUGGCAAAAGUUUGGUCUGCUAAAGAUGAAGAUGACCCGUUCACGCGUCUGCUUUGCAGGGUACAACAUGCUGUUAUGCAUGACCAUGAAAUUGUGCUGACACACAAUGAUCUGGACCCGAGAAACAUUCUGGUCCGCGGCGCCACAGUCGUCGCCAUUCUGGAUUGGGAGUUUUCCGGGUUCUUUCCCGAAUACUGGGAGUACUGCAAGGCCCUCUGGCGCCCCGGGUGGGACAAGGCGUGGAUCAAGGAGGGAUUUGUUGAUCGGGUCCUUGAUCCAUACUUGAAGGAAGUUGCGGUGAUGCUUAAUACAUCUUCAGCCUGGUGA
Molecule: messenger RNA, 795 nt
Organism: Sporothrix schenckii 1099-18
Lineage: Eukaryota; Fungi; Ascomycota; Sordariomycetes; Ophiostomatales; Ophiostomataceae
Exons: 1
Coding region: 1-795 (264 amino acids)
Source: RefSeq, a predicted model, not a curated record